GAACUAUAAACUAUACCAGCAAAAUUUUCAAUCUCUCAUUAACGGAAGAUCGAACAUUAACAAUACAAAACAAAAGUUGUACAACAGUACUAAAAUUACCACCACCUUCUGAGGUGGAGAAAAAUACACGCAGAGGAUAUCGUACCGUCUCCGU
This is a messenger RNA of Schistosoma curassoni, 154 nucleotides long. The record is from the annotation of a GenBank genome assembly. NCBI's taxonomy places the organism in Eukaryota, Metazoa, Platyhelminthes, Trematoda, Strigeidida, Schistosomatidae.